CUGACAACUGGCAACCACCUGGACAUGGCAGAUCCCGCGCGAAUGAGAGAUCCAACUUACGUCGGGGCCCGUAUCCGGCAGCAGACGGCCCAUACUAUUCCCCUAGACCUGCCCCUCGAGUCCGACUUCCGUGAGGGCACGGACCACACUAUCACUGAUCACGUCCGAGCGCUUCAUGCCUCCCUCACGUCCCAAAAAUCGCCCCGACUAGCCUUCAUCGCUGAUAGGCUCGUGUUUCAUUUGCACGCGUUCGCGCGCGAGGUCGGCCUCACACAUGCCGAAUGGGCAGAAGCCGUCACUUUGAUUGGACGUGCAGGGAAGGAGAGCACCGCAGGGAAGGACGAGGUGGUUCUUUUCAGCGAUUGCUUGGGUUUGAGUGCUCUUGUCGACGAACUGGAGCACCCACGACCUGCCGGAUGCACCGAGAGCUGCGAGGAGGGCCCUUUCUACACGAAGGUGUUUCCGGAAGUGCCAUCCGGGGUUUCAAUCUCCCACCCGGAUACAGUAGGGGAACCAAUGGUCUUCGAGGCGGACAUCAAGAACCUCAGAGGAGAAGGCGUUGAAGGGGCGAAAGUUGAGGUAUGGCAAUCCGAUGGAGAGGGAGUUUACGAUGUUAUGUACGACACUCCACACCCGGCUGGCGCAGACGACAGAGCUCGGAUCUUGGCCGAGUCAAACGGCCACUUUUGGUAUCGCGGAGUACUGCCGGUGGCUUAUCCCAUCCCUGAUGAUGGUCCUUGCGGAGACAUGUUGCGUGCGCUCGGCCGUCAUCCGCAUCGCGCUUCCCAUUUGCACUUUCAUAUCACCGCUCCCGGAUACGAUUCCGUUACGACCGCCCUGUACCCUUCCCAUAGCCCUUUCCUGGGCACUGACCCCGUAUUCGCCACACGGAAAUCGCUCGUCUGUGACCUCCUACGAGUUGAUGACCCCGAACGAUGGAAGGCCUGGGGCUGGGAUGUCGAAGAGGUCAAGCGAAGGGGAGCAAAUGUCUGGUUCUGGAAGUACGGUUUUGUGUUGGCUACAGAGGAGGAGGUCCAGGAGGAGAAGCGCAAGAGAGCCAACUUGGCCACGAGUGAUAACUAGCUCAAGAUACCACUAGCUCGAACCCGAUUUCUGACGAUUUCAUGUAUCCGAAGAUGCCAAUCCCUGUCCGAAGAUUACCCAAACAAUGCAGGCUUGAGUGCGACAUUGUCGUAACAUGCUUUUGUUACAGAUGACAUAG
Punctularia strigosozonata HHB-11173 SS5 is the source of this 1222-nucleotide messenger RNA. RefSeq names its product aromatic compound dioxygenase. The record is from RefSeq and is a predicted model, not a curated record. Lineage: Eukaryota; Fungi; Basidiomycota; Agaricomycetes; Corticiales; Punctulariaceae. Gene Ontology annotation, molecular function: catechol 1,2-dioxygenase activity; ferric iron binding. Gene Ontology annotation, biological process: catechol-containing compound metabolic process. Bases 25 to 1083 code for a protein of 352 amino acids. The transcript is spliced from 4 exons.